Messenger RNA from Mycena citricolor, 843 nucleotides. The record is from the annotation of a GenBank genome assembly. NCBI's taxonomy places the organism in Eukaryota, Fungi, Basidiomycota, Agaricomycetes, Agaricales, Mycenaceae.
AUGUUCAAUUCAAAGAAGGGGAUCUCUGUGCGGGACGUACCUGAAGCAAACAUCCAUGGAUGGAUGGAUCCACAAUCUCCGAACUACAAUUCUGUCUUUGCACAAGCCAUCUUUCACUAUUCUGCACGUGCCGAGAAACAGGACCGUUUCGAAGCAUGUGUAGCAACAAAUGAGAUGAAAGACGCUGCUUGGAAGCACGGGCACAGAGACCAGAUUAUUCUGGAUGGGACAUUUGGAGUCAGUGAUCGUCGCUUGCUGCUCUUCAUCAUUAUGGUGGUCGACGAUGAAAGAAAAGGCAUACCUGUCGCAUUCCUAUUCUUUUCGGCACCUACAGGCAAUAAGCAAUCCUCAGCAGGAUACAAUACUGAUAUCCUCACCAAACUGUUGUCAGCGUGGAAGAACGACUUGAAACAAUACAAACCUGGACAAGAGUUUGAGCCGGUGUCCGCAAUCACAGACACGGACAUGAAAGAGCGCGCAGCUCUCUUGAAUGUCUUCCUGGAUAUCGUCUUGCUCAUUUGCCGCUUUCACCUGCGCCAGUCUUGGCGGAAUCAUCGUAAUACGGCACUGAAGGGUGAUGGUCAGGUUCUCGAAGACUUGCGCAUGCGAAUGAUUAUCUUGGAGACCGCACUUCCCCGAACUCACGAGCUGGUUGUUGCUAGAAAGCUCAUCAGUGAUGAGCGCGAGAUUCUGCAAGACCUCAAAACCGAUCAUCCUAGCGAGGUGAACAAGGCAACUGGUUACCAAAUCGGGAACAUGCCUUGGGAUGUCAAAGUCCAAGUAUCCGAAUCAUCGUUUAGCCAAGCACUCAGACACUAUGCCGAAUUCAAAAACACUAGUUAA